Molecule: messenger RNA, 8255 nt
Organism: Ylistrum balloti
Lineage: Eukaryota; Metazoa; Mollusca; Bivalvia; Pectinida; Pectinidae
Product: sodium/hydrogen exchanger 3-like
Exons: 12
Coding region: 109-2985 (958 amino acids)
Biological process (GO): sodium ion transport; proton transmembrane transport; regulation of pH
Cellular component (GO): membrane
Molecular function (GO): sodium:proton antiporter activity
Source: RefSeq, a predicted model, not a curated record
GCGACAAUCUCUCGACAGGAUGGCUACGGACACGAGUUAACGAUAACUUGGUUACCAACGUGAAUUGGUAACUCCAGUUUGGCCAUUUAUUGACGUACGUUUGCCACAAUGGUGGGGGAAACGCGAUGGCUGUCUUUGUUGGUGAUCAGCUGUGCGUUUGUGUAUUGGGUGCCUGUGAAUGCCGAAGAUUCGGAAGGACAAGAAUCAAAUAACGAGACAGAACGUUACCAACUUGUUGUGUUCGACUUCGCCAGAGUGGAAUUACCCUAUGUUAUAUGUCUAUGGAUUCUGAUAGUUAGCUUGGCCAGAAUAGCAUUCCACCUUCACCAUAAGCUACCUUUAGUUAUCCCGGAGAGUUGUCUGCUCAUUGUUCUGGGCCUCAUUGUCGGUGCUAUCCUCCACUUCAGCCAUGUUGCCACCACCAGCGAGUAUGUCCUUGAUGCCAACGUUUUCUUCAUUUACCUGCUCCCUCCCAUUAUCUUUGAAGCAGGCUACUUCAUGCCAGUUCGCUCUUUCUUUGAUAACCUGGGCACCAUUCUGCUCAUGGCAGUGGUCAACACUUGCAUCAGUGCUGGCCUCAUCGGCGUGUCCCUGUAUGGCCUCUCCUGCUGGGGACUCUUCGGCCGACAAAUCAGCCUUCUCAGCUGUUUCAUUUUUAGCAGCCUCAUUUCUGCCGUGGAUCCAGUCGCUGUUCUGUCAAUUUUUGAAGAAGUCCAUGUCAAUCAGAUGCUUUACAUCAUUGUGUUUGGUGAAUCACUCCUGAACGACGGUGUUACAGUGGUACUUUACCAUAUGAUGGAGGGGUUCAUAGAGAUUGGAGAGGAAAAAAUCAUUGUGAUUGAUAUUGCUACUGGCCUUAGCUCCUUCUUUGUGAUUGCCUUUGGAGGCACCUUGAUUGGAAUUCUUUUUGGAUUAUUUGGCGGAUUCAUCACCAAAUACACCCAGCAUGUGACAGUCAUCGAACCUCUCUUCGUCUUUGUCCUCGGGUACCUGAUGUAUCUUACCUCAGAAAUGUGUCAUUUAUCAGGAAUUCUUGCAUUGUCUUUUGGAGGAAUCGUACUUCGUCAUUAUCUAGAGGCAAACAUUUCCCGCAAAACAAAAACCAGUAUCAAGUACUUCAUGAAAAUGUUGGCAAACAUUAGUGAGACCAUUAUCUUCAUGUUCCUGGGGCUCUCCACCAUGGUAGACACUCUGGAUUGGAAUCUCAGCUUCAUUCUAUUUGCCCUGCUCUUCUGUCUACUAUUUAGAGCCCUAGGUGUUAUAGUUCUCUCAUUCAUCCUGAACCGUCGCCGUCUGGUAAAACUGACUGGAAUUGAUCAGUUUAUCAUGGCCUAUGGUGGCCUGCGUGGAGGUAUUGCCUUCUGUCUUUCUUUGUCUCUUAAGGAGGAGCUGGUCCCGGAGAAACGCCUUUUCAUCACAGCAACGAUAAUCAUAGUGUUCUUUACUGUUUUUGUGCAGGGUAUUACCAUUAAACCAGUGGUAAAUGCUUUAAAGGUGAAAAGAGAAAAAAAUGGUGACCCAUCUCUUCACGAGAAAAUCAAUGAAACAUUCAUCGACCACUUGAUGGCAGGCAUAGAGGGUGUAACUAAGCGAUCGGGACACAAUAUGAUGCGGAGCAAAUUUCGUCAUAUUAACCACAAGUACAUCAAGCCAUGGCUGAAUCGCGAGUCUGUUAAACUGACAAGUACCAAGGCUGACAAGGUGUUGGAUAUCUACCACAGCAUCAGUGUCCAGGACGCCCUACAUCAGAUGGGAGAUGGCGAGGCAGUAGAGGUAGUGGGAGGACAUAAGCUUCCACUACUGUCAGCUGAGUCAAAAAUGAAUGGAUUUCACCAGGACAAUGUAAAGAAUGGUCAUUUUGUGCCUUCGUCGAAUACCAAGAAAGAUGAACAUCUCCACCACCUUCUGAAUGAGGGCAUGCUCAGACCAAGGACUACUUGUGUAGUUAAUCAAAAGAACUCUGUCCCAGAGAUAGAGGAGCACAAACACCAUGUACGUCCAGUGAAACUCUUUACUGAGGCCAGCGACAGUCACCCUAGUGUUUCUACUCCUAACUCCCAUAGCAACAGACAUACAGAACACACCUCUUUUUCUCCAGAGGCUAUUGAUGAAGUCUUUGAUAGUGGUACUGAUGAACAUGAAAAUGUGACUUUGAACUUCAAACCUGAUCAAGAAGAUUUCAAAGAAACAGUAGUGGAACCAAUGCCACCAACUAGCACAGCUACAGAACUGGAGUUGCCAUGGAAACGGCUCCUGUCACAAGACCCAAUUCCAUCAUCAUCACAUGUAUCAUCGUGUGAGGAGCCACUGACAGCUGAGGCUCCUACCUGGGUGAAUAAUUUAUCGUACAAUCAUCUUCUGGCAUCUGGGUCCCCCUAUGCCUCACCUGAAGUGACUGUUAUUCCCUGUCCGAAGGAAACUAAGGUCCCUGUGUACUCUGUGUUUCCCCCAGCUCCAUCAGCUGAAGGUGGUGGGUUGAUGCCUCCACCCUGGUCCACACACAGUGAAGGAUCACAGGAAGAGGAUGCACCAGUGUCAUCUGUCAAUAUGUGUCGCCCAGGUGACAAGAGUAACAAUUACCUGCUGUCCAAUCAUACAUCACCACCUCCCUCCCAUCACAUCAUCAUUCCAACCAUUCACCACCAGGACGGCUCCAUAUCACGUGGUCAGAUUAAUGAGGAGGCUGAUAAUAAACCACUCCGGUCUUUGCCAGGGUCAGCCUCCGCACCCGACCUCCCAAAACACUGGACACACAUUAACCCUAAAGGCAGGCUGCACUCGGAGUCAGUGUUGGAGGAGGCAAGGCUCCAGGAACAGCUUCAAAGCCGCGUUCAGGAAUGGCUGUGUGCAAAUAAUUCAAACAACGAUGGUAUCAUUAUCAACCUCAUGGAUCAGGGCACCCCAGAUAAUGUUAGUGACAAUGACGCAGACGAUGAGAGUGAUGAUCAGGAAGAUGACAACGAAGAAGAAAGCAGUCAUUUAUAACAACAGUGAACAGUAGUGUUUCCUGAUGUGCCUGAUUGUUCAGCUGAUCUGCUUUCAGAUUCAGUAGUGUUUUGGGCAGAUCACAUGAAUUUCAGCUGAUCCAAUUUGUAUGGUGGAGUGUUUGAGGCAGAUCACAUGAAUUUCAGCUGAUCCAAUUUGUAUGGUGGAGUGCUUGAGGCAGAUCACAGGAAUUUCAGCUGAUCUGGUUUGGGUGUAGCAGUAUUUGAGGUGGACAAGAUGAAAUUCAUCUGAUCUGGUUUUGAUGUUAGAGGUUGACAAGAUGAAAUUCAGCUGAUCUGGUUUGGGUGUAGCAGUAUUUGAGGUGGACAAGAUGAAAUUCAUCUGAUCUGGUUUUGAUGUUAGAGGUUGACAAGAUGAAAUUCAGCUGAUCUGGUUUUGAUGUUAGAGGUUGACAAGAUGAAAUUCAGCUGAUCUGGUUUUGAUGUUGGAGGUGGACAAGAUGAAAUUCAGCUGAUCUGGUUUUGGUGCUGGAGUGUUGGAGGAAGAUCAGAUGAUAUCACAGUACUUCCAUUCAAUGUUUGAUCGACACUGAUUAAUGUAUUCCCCAAUCACAUUUCCAGGGAACAUUCCAACGACAUGCAAAUAUGCUCCUUGAUGAAAUGUAGUCAAAUUAAUUGUGUAUUUGUUUAAAUGUAUAUGACAUGACAUAUUGACAUGUUGAUAAUAAGGCACUGGGAUUUUGUGUUAGGUUUCAUAGCUGAAUGAUAUAUUGAUAACAUGUUCUAUCUUUAUCAUAAUUCACAUAACCAUUAACAAAAUUUCUGUGUUUGUUCUGAAAUUUAAAAAGACCAUUCCUAUAUAAGAUGAAUAUUCUACACUGAUUUAAAACGUUGAAUUUAUUGAUGUAUUGAUGUGAGGGUGACGUUUGACACAGCUGAGUGCUGUAAUUUGGUAUAUAUCUAUAUAUAAAUGAUUGUAUUUAUAAAAUAUGUGAUAUUUGUUCUACUUAAUGGUGUACAUUUUUUAUAUGGACAGUCUGAAUAUUUGUCCAUUACACAUGAACAGUUGUGUGAAAUACCGACAUUUGUGAUUGUCUAUGUUGACAGCCUGUGCUUGAUAAUUUUUUAUUUCUUUUGUGCUUCACACAGAUGUGUUCAGUAUUGGAGACUUGGUCAUGUCAUUACUAUCAUUUUGUAACUUUGAUGCAAAUUUGAGGAAAAUAUUUUCAGAAGAUAUUACAUGUACCAGACUUGAACACUGGUUAAGUAACCAGACCUGUACUUGGGUGAACUAGCCAGACUUGAACGCUGGUUAAGUAACCAGACUUAUACUGUGGUUAAUUGGCAAGACUUUUGCCAUGGUUAAUUAGCCAGACGUGUACAUUGGUAACUAACCAGACCUGUGCUGUUGUUAAUUAGUAAGACCAGUACGUUGGUUAACUAGCCAGGCCUGACAUUAGUUAACUAACCAGACCUGUACCUUGGUUUACUAGACAGACCUGUGCAUUGGUUAACUAACCAGAUCUGUGCUGUUGUUUACUAGUCAGACCUGUACCUUGGUUAACUAGCCAGACUUGUACUAUGGUUAACUAGCCAGACCUGUGCUGUUGGUAAUUAGAAAAACCUGUACGUUGGUUAACUAGACAGACCAGUACAGUAGUAAAUAACCAGACCUGGCAUUAGUUAACUAACCAGACCUGUACCGUGGUUAACUAGACAGAUUUGUACAGUAGUUAACUAACCAGACCUGACACUGGUUAAAAAGUCAGACUUGUCCACUGGCUAGUUAAAUAUUUGCAUCCGCACACUUCUGGAAUAACUAUAUAUUGUUUGUUUUUUAAUCUAAUUCCAUAACUUUAUUUAUGUUGCUGCUAAAGCGUGCCAGUCGUUUGCCAUGAAUCAACGAUAUUUUGAUUGCUUUUCGUGUUGACAACAUUUGCUGUACAUUCUAAGACCUGUCAAUUUUACUACUUGAUUCACAACAUUAAUGUUUAUAUCAUUGAAGUGUUCCAGAAAGGUGUUCUUACGUAUCUGUGUGUAUUAUUUUGAUAGCACAAGUGUUGAGAUAUAGAAAAUCUUGUGUUGGUUAUACUUGGACUCAUCCUGUAUCAGCUUUAAUGAGUGUAAGAUAAUUAUACUCUUCUAGUCAGUGAAGAUCUUUAUUUAAACAAGGUUGAAUCGUACCAAAGAUGAUGAUAUCGGUGAAGUGUUACAGUUGUCUCCCUUGUUUACAAAUGUGACACUUCAGCUACACUAUCACUGUAAUCUUGUUCAAAGGAAUCAACUCUUGUCUUUUACUAAAUUGUCACCCCUUUUGUCUUUCAAAUUGUAUUUUUCUUUUGUUGAAUUAAUCACCAAUUUUAGAAUAUAAAAAUAAAAUGGAAGAAACAACAAGAUGAAUACUAAGUUGUCUCCAAUGGUAGUGCCUGUCUAGGCAUACUAUGUACCAUACUGUAAUGGUGUUUCAAAUUUUCAUGGAUUAACUGAAAUCAUGAAACAAAAAAGUUAAUUCUAAUGAAGGUUAAGUUAUGGAUUAUGCCUUCUGUAGUCAUUUUGUUCUCAAGGUACAAUAAUGUAUGUAAUUCUCACAGUUUUAUACUCUCCUCUAAAAUAGCAACAAAUAGAAAUUCCUUUACAGUAGAUUAAAUCAGAUAAAGGGUUUACAUUAUUGACAGCGAAGAUCUGGUAUUAACUAAUAUCUUUAACCUUGACAAGAUAAAAAGUCCUAGUAUUCGGCAUUAUUUCUGUAACAUAUUUGUUUAAUGUUUACAAUGUUUAAGAAAAUACUAAAAUGUUAUUUAUCAUAAAAGUAUGAAACUUGCUGUAGAUUACAUCAACAUUUUAAAAUAGAGGGUCUUGAUGUAAGGUCAAUCAUUAAUAGGUGAAGGUUAGGUCAAGGUUAAACCUACUGGUGCUGUACAAUGCUCUUUAAUUGUAUGAUUGUAUAAUCAAACAGUAUAUAAAAUAUGUGUGUUUUUACCUGAGGUACAUUGUAUGUGUAUUGUCAGUCAGUGGUUGUAUAGAUGAGCUGUCUACCAAAUCUUAUUUAUUUGAGUAGUUUUACUUUAAAUAUUAAGUGAGAUCUAUAUGUCCAGUCUUCAGUGUAAAAUGAUGUAUAAAGAUGAAUUCUUCAGUUAUUAGAUAUUGUGAGGAGGAACAGGGCAUUUUCCUGUAAAGUAACAUUGUCAGAGGAAAUUUUAGGUUGAUAUUUUUUCACAAGGAUUUUGAAUGUUUAGGAAUAUUUUGAAAGUUAAUCUGUACAUAUAUAACCUGAUGAUGGAGCUCCAUGACUUUUCGUACCUGAAUAAGAGGGUGUAUUUAUGUCCUUUUUAUAAGUAAGAUGGUUUGAUCUGUUGUGAGAGAUUAACAAAGUGAUGUAAAAAGUGGUGUAUUUACUUGUAGUUUCUAAAACGUCUUAAUGAUAAUAGUCUUAUGUGUAAAAACCUCUUUUGAUGACACACUGAUAAUAGUUGGAUAUUGGUACGAGUUACUACUGUGACAAAUCUAGAAUUUCUAAUGUUACCUAGUAAAGGCCUUUGUAAAAUUUAGGAUUUGUAGGCUACUAAAACGAUAAUGAUUUCAUCAUAGAUUCAGUAAUGGACAGCAUAUUUUUCAUUUUGUGUAAAGGAUUUUUUCAUGAUGUUUUAGCUUGAAAGAUUAUCAAGUGCUUUCUGACGUGAUAUCCCCAAUGAUGCGAUUUUAAUUUAUAUGUUUUUAGUACUAGUCACUCUGAAACUUUACUGUCAUAUACAAUCAGUUGUAAUCUAUAUCAGGCUGUAGGUAGUAUAUUGCCCUGUAUAUUCAUCAAUAAUAAAUUAUAUAUGAUAUACAUGUAUAUACAUUGCCAUAGAUGUCUAGGCAUGAUAUGUAUUACACUAUCUAUUCAGUUGAGAUUGAAUGUUAUAAGGUACAUUAACAUACUGUAAAUAUUUUAAAUAUUUUCAUCUCAGUUCAUGGUUGUAUUAAUUUCAAGAUGCAUUUGGGUUGGCACUUAAUGUUGUGGAUAAAUUUUGCUCAAGAAUUUCACAAAUACUGUAAUCAAUGUCAGCUGUCUGUCCAUUUUGUCAGGCCAUAUCAAUUUACUGAUCUGAAAAAUCAAGAAUUCAAGAAAACAGAUGACUUGAUGGUACAGAUUAAUUAAUGAUGCAGUGAAACAUGAACUGUUGGGAAAAAAAUAUGCAGAAAAAAGUAGAUGAAAAAGAAAUAUGUCUGAAACCAAAUCGUCCACAUUACCUGACUUUCUAUAAAUUAUUUAGUUGUUGAAUAUUCAAACUUUUGAUCAAUAUUUCGUUUUUUAACAGUUUAGAUAAAUUGUAUUAGAUUAUUUUCAAAUGUCUGAAACAUCUUUGAUCCGUGAUGUUGUAGCCAGUUGACUGUGGUUAUUAUUUCAUUUUUGUCUUCAGCGUUUAAGCCUUUAAAAAGUUUUUAAUUUUGUAAGUGUGUAUAUCUCAAUCAAUCUGACAUAUCUCAAUCUUUGAUCUGUGUUAAAUGUCUUAAAUGUUGAGGUAUUCACUCAUCUUAAAAUUGUCUUCAAUAUUCAGAUAUAAGGUCAGAUAUACAGGUAAGCCUUGAUCUGUCUGUACAUCUGUCUGGCGAUGUUGAAUACAGCUGAUUUCAUGUAAGUGUCUGGCAAUGUUGAAUACAGCUGAGUUUAUGUAAGUGUCUAGCGAUGUUGAAUACAGCUGAGUUUAUGUAAGUGUCUAGCGAUGUUGAAUACAGCUGAGUUUAUGUAAGUGUCUAGCAAUGUUGAAUACAGCUGAGUUUAUGUAAGUGUCUAGCGAUGUUGAAUACAGCUGAGUUUAUGUAAGUGUCUGGCGAUGUUGAAUACAGCUGAGUUUAUGUAAGUGUUGCAUAUCAUAGUAUUAGAUCAUUCUCUAUAUUACACUGCUCUCACUAAUAAAAUAAGACACAAUGAUAGUUCACAAUCUCAAAAAUUAAACACAUCAUACAGUACUAAGACUUGCCAAUUUAUGCACGUUGUAAGAUAAAUCUACACUUUCACCAAUGAAGUGUACCAUAUUGAUGUUGGGAUAUGUUUUAUGGCGCCUUGUGAAUGUGAUCGAAUCUAUGUUUAGAAUUAUUUGUAAUGAUAAUCUCUUUAACAUGUUUGUACCAAUUCAUAGGCUUGUUGGAGCUCCUCAAUGUAAAACAUCCAUUUGCAAACACACUAUAUAUGUCUUAAUUCCCACGAUUUGAUGGAUUAAGUGAUCAUUGACCAUAUAUGGUUGUCAUAUCUUGGUAUGAAUUUUAGCUUUACUGAUACACAAAUCAAUCAAACGGAUUAUUAUGUAAUAAAAUAUUGAAAUAAAA